UUUCUCGCGGGGCUGUGACUGUUUGAGAACUUCUUCGGAAUUGGGAGGAAACGGGAGGUGGCUGCGGUGUGCCAAACAAUUUGGAAGGGGGUGACACAAGAGGGUGCAUUUGGUUAUAAACAGCACCGUUUGUGCAACUUUCCUGACCAUCUGGACGAGGGAAGGGAGCAUUUCGAAGUGCGGAGGAUGUGUACCACGGUUAUGGCCAUGGCUCUCAACUUCCUUUGCCUUGUAUUUAUCACAUCAGUAAUUUUACGAACUGCGACAUCGAGUACCUUCAAUGAAUCGAUUUACCUGGUGACGGUCAGCUCGGAGGUGGUAGGAGGGACCAAAGAGAAACUUUGUGCUCAGGUCCACCAAGCCACAGAGCCUCUGUCGUUGAAGGUGUCGCUGGAGAUGGAGGGGGGCAGCAGCAUCAUUCUACUGGAGGAAGCCGUAACACAGGACUUCUAUCGCUGCAUCUCCUUCCAGGUACCCCCAGUGAAGGCUGACAGUGUGGCCACUGUCCAUGUCAGCAUCAAGGGGAGGAAGGAUGAAAUGAGUAAAAAGACCAAGAUCCUUAUCAAGCCUAAAAGAUUCCUGACCAUUUUCCAGACAGACAAACCAGUCUACAAACCUGGACAGACAGUCAAGUUCCGAAUCGUCUCGCUGGAUGCCAGUUUCUUGUCAUUCAAUCAGAUGUAUCUAACAGUGGAGCUUCAGGACCCAAACUCCAACCGCAUUGCUCAGUGGUUGAACCAGUCAACAGUGAGUGGAAUUCUGGACCUGUCCCACCCCAUGUCCGCAGAGGCAACGCAAGGAAGUUACAUCAUCACUGCAUGGAAUGAGAAGGGAGAGCAAACCUCCCAAAACUUUGACAUCAAAGAAUAUGUGUUGCCCAAAUAUGAGGUGAAAGUCCAUCUUCCCCAAACAAUAACUAUUCUGGACAAGCAAGCAACACUGAGAGUUUGUGGAAAAUACACUUAUGGAAAACCAGUGCUGGGGUCUGUCAUGGCGAAAGUUUGCCGAAAUGUCAUUCAAUAUCGCUGGUUAUAUGAUGCUAUUAAUAUCUGCGAGUUGUAUCAUAUGAAAACCGACACAACUGGUUGUGCAACCCAAAUUAUUGACGUGACCCGGUUCGGUCUAAAUGAAUCAAAGUUUGAUGACUUCGAAGUGGAGACUGAGAUGGAAGAAUAUGGAACGGGGGUCAUCCUUAAAGGUAGUGGCAAGGCAAGCUUCACCAAUGUCAUCAUAACUGUUCGUUUUGAGGACGUGCCCCAAGCAUAUAAACCAGGAAUUGCAUACGAGGGGAAGAUCAAAGUGACCGGUCCAGACUCUAGUCCCAUUCCCAAUGAGCCUGUGUAUCUCUUCCUACAAAACGGUGGCACAUCUGAGAACUGGACUCUCACCACAGACAGCAAGGGCAUUGCUUCUUUCUCUCUAGACACUUCUCUAUGGAGUUCUGAUUCUGUCUCUCUGUCGGCUCGUUAUCAAAAGGUUAUGGAGGAUUAUCCGUACGAGCAGGGUGUGCGUAGACCAGAAUAUUCAUCCGAUUACCAAUUCACAAGAAAAUUUUAUUCCAAGAGCAAGAGCUUUGUGAAGAUAAUGCAGGGUGAAGGGAAGUUCUCCUGUGAGAAGGACGGUAUUGUUCUUGCUCACUACAUCAUCCAAGGGGUGGAGCUGAAAAAGGGACAGACGACCCUGGACUUCUUCUAUCUGGUUAUAUCUAGAGGCAGCAUUCAGCAGCACGGCCAUCUUCCGGUGACUGUUACAGAAGGAAAAGUAAACCAAGGGCAGCUGACUCUCUCGCUGCAGCGGAUGCCUGAGCUGACCCCUUUUGCCCAGGUGGUGGUGUACACCGUGUUGCCUGAUGGGGAGGCAGUAGCAGACAGCCGAGACUUCCCCAUUCACCUCUGCCUAAAAAACGAGGUGUCCCUGAAGUUCUCGUCCCUCCAGGAGUUGCCAGGGGAGAAGACCUCUCUGAGCCUCCAGGCCCACCCAGGGUCUCUGUGUUCUCUCAGGGCCAUCGACCAGAGUGUGCUGCUGCUGCAGCCGGAACAGGAGCUCAGCCUAGACUCUGUCUUCAGUCAGCUGCCUGUUCAGAAGUUGUCUGGAUAUUCAUACAGAGUAGAAGACUUUGACCCCUACCCAUGCCGACCAUUUCCUCCAAUCGUUAAAGAGGAGAUGGAAGUGCCCCCUCUACCUGUCCCUAAACUGUCCGAGGAGUUAGAAGCACCACCCGUACCUGACAGGAAAAAACGCUCAGUCUGGUUUGUCCCCAACAAUGACAAAAACGAUGUUUACAACAUCUUUAAAGAAGUUGGAAUCAAGAUCCUGACCAACUCUGACGUGAAAAAACCUUACCACUGUAUUAUACCCUUUUCAAUGGAAUAUGACGCUAUCCGAGUUAAAUCAGUAGAAGAAAUUGAUGCUCCAGUGUCAAUGGCCAACAUGAUGCCAGAGACUUCAGCCGCUAGAGCCUCUGACGGGCCUAAGGAGACCAUCCGCACGUACUUCCCUGAGACCUGGAUCUGGGACUUGGUUCCUGUGGGACAUACAGGAAAAGUGAAUGUUGAGAAGACUGUCCCUGACACCAUCACUAAGUGGGCUGCAGGGGCAUUCUGUACUUCCCCAGUGGGUUUUGGCCUGGCUCCCAACACUGGCCUCACUGCCUUCCAACCUUUCUUUGUGAGCCUGACGCUGCCCUACUCUGUCAUCCGGGGGGAGGUGUUCACACUCAAGGCCACAGUGUUCAACUACCUCUCCAAGUGUAUCAUGGUGAAGGUGAUUCUAGCUGAGUCGGACCAGUUCACAGCCAGGCCAUGUGAAGGCUGCCAGUACACACUGUGUCUGUGUGCUGAAGAGAGCAGGACCUUCAAGUGGAUCCUCACCCCAACUGCUCUGGGGGAGGUGAGUGUGAAAGUGAGCGCCGAGGCAUUGAAGACUGAGGAGCUCUGCGGAAACGAAGUGGCCACGGUGCCAGAGAAAGGACGCAUUGACACCGUUGUGCAAUCACUGCUGGUGGAGGCCGAGGGAACCCAGGAGACGGUCAGCCACAACGCUCUGCUCUGCCCUGCAGAGGGCCCAGUGGAGAAGGACAUCUCUCUGAAGCUGCCUGAGGUGUUUGUGGAGGGCUCUGCCAAGGCCUCCCUCUCAGUACUGGGCGACCUGAUGGGUCGGGCCAUGAAGAACCUGGACAGCCUGUUGMAGAUGCCCUAUGGCUGUGGAGAGCAGAACAUGGUGCUGUUUGCUCCCAACAUCUACAUCCUCAACUACCUGCAGAGCACCAGGCAGCUCACCAUGGAGAUCCAGACCAGGGCCACGGGCUUCCUAGACAGUGGCUACCAGAGGGAGCUCAACUACAAGCAUGACGAUGGCUCCUACAGUGCCUUUGGGAAGAGCGAUGAGUCUGGAAACACGUGGCUCACCUCCUUUGUGCUGAAGUCCUUUGGAGGGGCCAAGCCCUACAUCUUUGUGGACCCCGCCCACAUUGCCCAGGCCAAGGCCUGGUUGGCCAGUCACCAGCAGACGGAUGGCUGCAUCGCGUCAGUGGGGAAACUCUUCCAUAACGGCAUGAAGGGAGGGGUCGGGGAUCAAGUGUCGCUCACUGCCUACAUCACCGCUGCACUGCUGGAGCUGGAUGGCAACACUUCUGUGAGUUAUCACCUCUUUCCAUAUCCAAGUAUUUAAAAAAAAAUAUAUUAU
Molecule: messenger RNA, 3684 nt
Organism: Salvelinus sp. IW2-2015
Lineage: Eukaryota; Metazoa; Chordata; Actinopteri; Salmoniformes; Salmonidae
Product: alpha-2-macroglobulin
Molecular function (GO): endopeptidase inhibitor activity
Source: RefSeq, a predicted model, not a curated record